GCCCUGCAGGAUCCGCUGCAGCAGAACAGCAUCCCGGCAGGGUUCCAACUGUACGUGUACGAUCUUCCCGCGGAGUUUAACAGGAACAUCGUCAGCUGCGUGGAGCAGGCGACUGGCGGCUGCUUCCGGCUCGGCAGUUCCGGCAUGGGUCCGGAGUUCGCGCGCCACGGCAACACGUCGUUCCGCCGCACGCACAUGUUCGCACUGGAGGUGAUCCUGCACCACAAGGUGCGCCACAGCCGCCACCGCACCCUGGACCCGCGCGCGGCAGACGCCUUCUACAUCCCCUACUACUCCGGGCUGGCGUGCCUCUGCCCGCACCUGCAGGCCGGCGCCCUGAACCGGCGGCUGGUCUCGCACCUGACGGGCCGGUACCCGUACCUGUCCCGCGGCAAGCCGCACCUCAUGGCACUGGGGAAGAUCGAGCGCGAACAGUGGAGCCCGGACUGCGGCUUCCUGGCGCUGCCCGAGGCCGGCAGCAUCGUGUUCGCCGGGAUAGAGGAGGAGUUCUCCCCGGCACUGCGGGCACACUUCGGCCGGAAGGGCCGCCCUCUCAUCGUGGCGCCGUACCCCGCGUUCGGACAUCUGAUAUCCAGUAGCCAUCAGGAUGAGGCGUCACACGUUGCUGAGCUGAAGGCGUCACACAUUGCCGGCGAGCCAGGUUCGCGGGACGUUUUCGUGUUCCUGGCGGCCAGCUCCAGAAACGCGCACCGCAUCCGAACGGCGCUCAGGCCGCAGUUCCGCGCCACGGACCGGCGCUACAGCCGUGAGGAGGCCAGGCGGAGAGACGGCCGGCCGGUCUGGCUGCUCACUCCAGAGUGCCGGGGGAACUGGGAGGGGAACGUUGUAGAGUGGAUGCGCCAUUCCGUCUUCUGCGUGCAACCCCCCGGAGACUCGCCCACCAGGAAGUCCUUCUACGACGCCGUUGCGUGUGGAUGCGUUCCCGUGACCUUCACCCUUGACCACCCGGUUCGAUACCCGUUCGACAAAGUGCUGAACUACAGCGAGUUCACGGUCAGCAUAGACGGGACAGACGUGACGGAGAGGAACAGCUCAAUCCUGGACAUACUCCGGAACAUCCCGCCAGAGAGAAUAAAGCUGCUGCAGGACAACCUGAGGAAGGUCGCGCCCCUCCUGCAGUACUCCUACCCCCCCUCAGUCCCGAGUCAUGACGCGUUCUCCAUGGUGAUGGCGGAAAUGGCGCGCCAUUUUCAGGAACCCCGAAACCAGUAG
Messenger RNA from Branchiostoma belcheri (Belcher's lancelet), 1233 nucleotides. Its product is annotated as probable xyloglucan galactosyltransferase GT14. The annotation marks the transcript as partial. Lineage: Eukaryota; Metazoa; Chordata; Leptocardii; Amphioxiformes; Branchiostomatidae. Gene Ontology annotation, molecular function: glycosyltransferase activity. The record is from RefSeq and is a predicted model, not a curated record. The transcript has a single exon.